This is a messenger RNA of Colletotrichum siamense, 879 nucleotides long. RefSeq lists its product as uncharacterized. NCBI's taxonomy places the organism in Eukaryota, Fungi, Ascomycota, Sordariomycetes, Glomerellales, Glomerellaceae. The record is from RefSeq and is a predicted model, not a curated record. The transcript has 5 exons. The coding region runs from base 1 to 879 and encodes 292 amino acids.
AUGGACGACACGCCCCCCUUGAGGGGUUCAAACAAGAACACCUCUGGAGACUAUUUCUAUCCCGACGAUAUUGGCAGAUACCGCGAGGGCUUACCUCGCCUCGCAGCCCAGCAGGUAUACUACGAGAACUUUGCAAUAUACCGCAGGUUUGGUUACCUCUCGCAACGGUGCUUGAACGAGGAUCAAAUCAGGUUGAAUGCUCUCGAAGAGCAUCUUUUCAAGCUGGAAGAUGGGCUAGCAGACAACGGGGUGCCAGCCUGUGAUACUCAAGUCGGGCCGUCAAGUGGUAGAGAACACAACUGGUUCCCAUUGACUGUGUCUGGCACUAUCCAGGAGAUUGGUUCCUUGCUUCCCAAAUACCACCAGAUGUUACUCAACGAUCAGGCGCUCAAGUCCCUGCACGAGGUUCGGUACGACGAAUACUGCAAUAUAGCUAGAAAAAUUAAAGCAGACGGAUACUUAAGCAAGGACGAAAUGGCCUACCUUAGACACCAUUCUGACUUUGUCAAUACGGGGACCGAUCCGUUAUGGCUGACUUUCGAAUCAUGGCUUUACAAGCUCCCGAACUUUCUUCUGGUGCCCUUACUCGAGGAUAGAGGAACGACAAAGGAGGGAAACGCCUUCUUCUUGUCGACCCCCCUCGUGCGCUUUCUGUUCAGGACGUUGUUCAUAUGGUUCUACGCAUUCAUAUUACUGAUCCCGGUGAUCUUAUUCUCUCUUGUCCAAGACAUCAGCAGAGCAGCUACCGUCGGCCUACUUGCCCUGUUCACGAUCCUAUUUACAGCCUCUAUGGCUCUUCAUAGUAGCAAGGCUGACAACAUGCUUCUUGGAGUAUGCGCCUAUGCGGCUGUGCUUGUUGCGUUUCUGGCCAACGUCUAG